GAGAAUGAAGAAGAUCUUGACCCAGAAGAAAUAUACGAAUUAGCGUAUAAUUUAGCAGAAAGUGGUCCCACCGUAAUAGCUAAAUCUUCGCUUCUCAAUUUACUCCGGAAAGAGCUACGUAAGCUGGAUGUUGAUUCUCUGACGAUAGAAGCAACAUACGUACCUCAUAUUUC
Messenger RNA from Paraglomus occultum, 173 nucleotides. The record is from the annotation of a GenBank genome assembly. Lineage: Eukaryota; Fungi; Glomeromycota; Glomeromycetes; Paraglomerales; Paraglomeraceae.